CAGCUCCGCAGCCGACCCCGCAGGGCUGCUCGCCCGCGGAGGCCCCGCAGCAGAGUCCGCCCGCUGCCCUCUGAGCCCGCUGGGUUGCCAUCAUUGAAGAACUGGCGAUGAGGCCGCAGCCCUGAGCACGGAUUCAGCCUGGGACACCCAAGCCCAGCAGCAACCAUGAGCGGCCUCCUGUCACGCCUGGACCCACGGCGGGUGCCAUGGGGGGCUGCAGGCCAUGCCCUGCGCUCCCGCGUCCUGCGCACCAAGCCUGUGGAGUCGAUGCUGGAGGGCACGGGGACAGCAGGAGGCCAGGGCGCACGGCUGGCCAAGGUCCUCACCACGCUCGACCUCAUCUCCCUUGGUGUUGGCAGCUGCGUGGGCACAGGUAUGUACGUGGUGUCUGGCCUGGUGGCCAAGGAGAUGGCAGGGCCUGGCGUCAUCGUGUCCUUCAUCAUCGCUGCCGUCGCCUCCAUCUUGUCAGGUGUUUGCUAUGCUGAGUUUGGCGUGAGGGUCCCCAAGACCACGGGCUCUGCCUACACCUACAGCUACGUGACAGUGGGGGAAUUCGUGGCGUUCUUCAUUGGCUGGAACCUCAUCCUGGAGUACCUGAUUGGCACGGCCGCGGGUGCCAGCGCCCUCAGCAGCAUGUUUGAUUCACUGGCCAACCACACCAUCAGCCGCUGGAUGAUCAGCAGCGUCGGGACGCUGAACGGGCUGGGGAAAGGAGAGGAGUCAUAUCCUGACCUUCUUGCUCUAGUCAUUGCCAUCAUCGUCACCGUCAUCGUGGCCAUGGGCGUGAAGAACUCAGUGGGACUGAACAACGUGCUCAAUGUGAUUAACCUGAUAGUCUGGGUCUUCAUUAUGAUUGCCGGGCUCUUCUUCAUCAAAAGUGACAACUGGUCUGAAGGGCAGUUCCUGCCAUUUGGAUGGCCGGGGGUGCUCAAAGGGGCUGCGACGUGUUUCUAUGCCUUCAUUGGCUUCGACAUCAUUGCUACCACAGGAGAAGAAGCAAAGAGCCCCAACACCUCCAUCCCCUACGCCAUCACGGCCUCACUUGUUGCGUGCUUGACAGCAUACGUGUCCGUAAGCAUCAUCCUCACACUGAUGGUGCCAUAUGAUGCCAUCGACACUGAGUCCCCACUGAUGGAAAUGUUUGUGGCACGUGGCUUCUAUGCAGCCAAGUUCAUCGUUGCCAUUGGGUCUGUGGCCGGCCUGACCGUCAGCUUGCUGGGCUCUCUCUUCCCAAUGCCAAGAGUCAUCUACGCCAUGGCUGGCGAUGGGCUACUCUUCAGGUUUUUGUCCCAUGUCAGUUCUUAUACAGAAACGCCAGUAGUAGCUUGUAUAGUCUCUGGGUUUCUUGCGGCACUGCUGUCCUUGCUGGUCAGCCUGCGGGACCUGAUAGAGAUGAUGUCCAUUGGCACACUGCUCGCCUACACACUGGUGUCUGUCUGUGUCCUGCUCCUCCGGUACCAGCCCGAGAGUGACAUCGAUGGCUUUGUCAAGUUCCUCUCUGAGGAGCACACCAAAAAGAAAGAGGGUAUCCUGGCUGACUGUGAGAAGGAAGCUUGCUCCCCAGGCAGCGAAGGAGAGGAGUUCACAGGUCCACCAACCAACACGUGUGGGGCAAAAAACCUUCCAUCGUUGGGGGACAACGAGAUGCUCAUUGGGAAAUCUGAUAAAUCCACCUACGACGUGAAUCACCCCAAUUACGGCACAGUCGACAUGACUUCAGGGAUUGAGGCGGACGAGUCUGAGAACAUCUACCUCAUCAAGCUGAAGAAGCUGAUUGGCCCUCGCUACUACACCAUGCGGAUCCACCUGGGGCUGCCGGGGAAGAUGGAUAGGCCCACGGCAGCCACCGGCCACACAGUCACCACCUGCGUGCUCCUGCUCUUUGUCCUGAUGUUCAUCUUCUGCUCCUUCAUUAUUUUUGGGUCGGACUACAUCUCCGAGCAGAGCUGGUGGGCCGUUCUCCUUGUUGUGCUGAUGAUCCUGCUCAUCGUCGUGCUGGUGUUUGUCAUCUUGCAGCAGCCAGAGAACCCCAAGAAGUUGCCCUACAUGGCACCCUGCCUCCCGUUCGUCCCCGCGUUCGCCAUGCUGGUGAAUAUCUAUCUCAUGCUGAAGCUCUCCACAGUCACGUGGAUCCGAUUUGCUGUCUGGUGCUUUGUGGGUCUGCUCAUUUACUUUGGCUACGGGAUGUGGAACAGCACGCUGGAGAUCAGUGCCCGCGAGGAGGCCCUCCACCAGAGCACCUACCAGCGCUAUGAUGUGGAUGUUGACCCUUUCUCAGUGGACGACGGCUUCUCCUACGCCACCGAGGGUGAGAGCUACCCAGACUGGGGCCCUCCCGAGGACAAGGGCUUCUCAUACCAGCAAAUGGCAGGAGCAAAGGAAAGCCAUCGGACGAGUAGCAGAUCGAAAAGCAAGGGCAGGCACAAACCGUCCUCAGAAGCCCUCAUUGCCAACGACGAGUUGGACUACUCACCUGAGUAGUGGGGCGAGCAGGGGGACGCCGUGCUGCCAGCCAGCCAGGAAGGGCCUGCAGCUUCCCUGCCCCGUCCUGUCCUCCACCACCACCCCGUCACCUCUGGUCCUUGGGUCACACGCCGCGACUGCUGCUGACCCCAAACCAAACCCACCCGAGGGCUUUGCCAGCUGAGUCCCACGCCAGGGAAUGCUGGAGCCCUGGUACCUGCCGAGCCCCAUUUGGCGCCCAGUGGGAGAUGUGCCAAACUGAGGGGGCUCUGAGAGGUGGAAUAUCCACGUGGGGGGAUGAGAUGGGUUUUCCCUGGGGAAUAGUCACCCUAAUGGCCACUCCUAUGUGUUUGGCACUUUCUUAGCACGUGUGCUUUUUCCUCUAACCACCCAGCAGUAAUAGCUUAACCAGAGGGGCAGGCAGGUAGGACAUGAAAGUGAACCAGCUUCAUCCAAGGGGGUGGCUCAGCUCAGUUGGCCCCAUUACUUGGCGUUUUCAUGGCUGUUCCAGCGCUAAGUGUAUGCAACAAGGCCACUCCAUGCUGGUCCCCUGAACCCAAAGGUCGUAAAUACCAGGAUUCGGUGUUAGUCCAUGUCUUGCACUGCUCUAGACUGUCUCAAACAAAUCCUGAAAUCCUGGCAUAGCCAAGCAUCCUGAAUCUGAUCUUGGCCUCGUUUCAGAUCACACCUGACCUAGACUUAUGCAAGCAGUCAGCAAACCCCACAUAAUGUCCCUGAGGUUGAACUGGAUGCUGCUCCCACCACUUUGUCUUUCCCAAAACAGCCAGCCCAUUGUCUGUGAACUGCUGUGGCACAUCCCAGCACUCAUUCUGGCCUCCAUGCUGUUUCUAACCUUGACUUGGUGGAUAAUGUGUGAAAAGAUACAAAAAUGCUGCUUGUUCUAGAGACAUUUCUAAUGUGAAAUCAAAAGGAGUGACUGGGAGGGCUUCAGGAUGGGAGUUAGGGUUUGGUAAAAGGACCCAUUAAGCUUCACUCUGGAUUCUCUCCUGCUGCCCAACCUAGCUACACUUCCACAAGCAGAAACCUAAGAGCAUCCCACCCAAAAGUCUCCACGAUGCACAUAAGCUCUACCAAUCCACUUGGGAAUCUGUCCUACACACCUAUCCCCAGUGCUGCUGAAGCCCUCAUGAUGCUCACUUGUGCCCUCUGCUCCCCUGAAGGAUGCUUCUGAGAUACCCAGGAGAGAUGGCACCUGGCAGGUCUGGCUUUAUGCUUUCAGGGAGAAAGAUUGUUGCUGUUUUCCUAACAGCUCUCAAACUAAACCAUGGGGUGGUCAUCCUCGUCCCGCUACCGCGCGGUAUUUAGGCAUCUGCUGGACAACAAACAUGUGCCCAAGUACCCUGCUGAGUCGAAGCCUGUUGUUCCUUUUGCAGCCUUAAUCUCUUGCUACAGAGCAGUUUGCAGUACCAGUGUGUGUCGUUGUGUCCACCUGAGUAUCGUUUGGUGAGAGCCUGCUCCCUUGCUCUUUGGCGUCAAGGACCUGUCAUUGUAUCAGCGUGUUGAGCAGGGCCCUGGGGCUGCUGUGGUUCCCCUGCAGCCAUCCACCAUUCCUCGUUCCUUCUCCAUCAUUUUCCCAUCCCUUCUCCAUCCCUUCCCCUUCCCCAUCUCCAUCCCAUCCUCAUCCAUUCCCAGGAAAGCAGGGAAGGAUGGCUGCCCACAACUCCAGGGCCACCAGCAAAGGUCAUUUGGUCCGUCACCUCUGGGCAGCAUUGGCCUAGGGCCAGUUUGGGAUGCUGAGAGGAGUCAGGAAGCUGGCACAGGUGUUGCUGUAACCCAAAUAUUUCUCCAUGCCCUCAAAGGAGAUUUUCACGCAGCCAGCAAAUUACAAAAGAGCAUUGCCAGCACCACCACUGUCCCACUCCAUGCCAGGAGCCAGCAUCCUGUUGCUGGAGCCCAAAGCGUGACCCAGAUGGAGCAGAAAUACCUCACAUCUCCCAGACCAACCCAGUGAAAUCUUGGUCCCUCUGCAGGUUGUGACCACAGCAACACAACCCAGCACGCACCCUCUGCACAGCAGAGCUCACGCCCCGAGCGACGCCGGUGUCACAGCCCCAGCUUGUAAAUGAUCCUCACUCCUCUCGUUUUGUUUUUGGUCUUUCUGAUGUAGAUCUUGCUUUUUUUUGCAGAUGGUACUUUCUGGUGUAACAGUUCUCUGCAGUUCUGAUAUGAAAUUGGUGUAUUUGUUAAAAGAAUUUGUUAAAUUAUUUUACUUUAUUUUAUUUUUGUGGUUUCCAGAAGCCCAUUGGUGCACUGUACAAUGGGGUCUUGUAGUGUGUCAUGAGAAAGAAAAAAAUAUGCAGAUAUAUUAUGGAGUGAUUUUUAUUUUCAGAUGAUUGUGUUGUUGAAAUUGAUACAUAUAUAUGUAUAUAUAUAUAUUAUCAAGAUACUAUGAAAGAAAUCUAAAUUUACCAAAAUCUGUAUAUUUUAAUAAAUGCAUAAAGCUUUAUUGUGUGCCUUUACAUUACAACAGACAGACAAAUGAACAGGAACUAAUGGAUUUUUAAUGGAAGUCGGGGAUAAAUGUGUCUCAGCAUCGACUUCCAUAAUAAUGUAAAUCUUUUAAAUGAAAGAAUAAAUAAAUUAAAAAAAAAAAAAAAGAUUUUUCCCAUAUAAAUUUUGUUAAGCUGAUCAGUCCAGUAUUUUUUCAAUGUUAAAUAGAAGUCAAAGAUGAAAAAAAUCUUGCCUUAAGUGCUUCAAAAUUUCCUUUGUAGAAGAUGCAGUUCAAUGAGCUGACUUUGGUAUUUACUUGCAUUGUUGUGAAAAAUAAAUGGUAAACCGUUUACACAAUAAAUAAAUAAAAAAAAAAAGAAAGAAAGAAAAAAUGAGAGCCAAUGGCCACAGGUUGACUAUAGCAGCACAAAGCUCACUGAGCUCCUUCGCCACGGAUGUGGGGAUGCUCCUGGUGGCACAGUGGUGGGGACACACUGCAAUGAGAGGGAUGGGUGCUGACCCAGGGAGGGCUCUGUUGGGACUUGGGGGACCUCCCCCAAGUUGGGGUGAUGACAGAGCAGCCAGCACUCCAUCGCUGAUGCCAGGUGUGGUGCGGAGCAGCUCGUUGUGUUCCAACUGUGUUUGGUUCAAUGUUGAGGCUUUGAUGCGAUGAGCACCAAAAGUUGUUGAGUGUUGGUAGUGCCGUGGCCAGCCCUGCCCAGCAGCCAGUGUUAUGGAGAGCUCUAUGGGAUAUUUUGGAGCUGUUGGUGCCUGUGGUCCUGGGUAGGGCGCAGGGAGGGCAAGGAGCCGAGCGCCAGCCCCUUGUGCCUGAAAAUAUUGAUUUGCAGCCUAAAAAAAAGGAAAAAUACCCCAAGUGAUGCCUGGCAAGGCUUUGUUCUCCAUAGGAUCCCACAUCUCCCUCCUGUUAGGAUUUGCUGAGCUUCCCACAGCGUUGCAGUGCAUUCCUGCCCUGAGGGCUCCCUCUCUGCCACCAGUCCCAGGGUUGAUGUGUGCACAAUCCACAAUCCCCGCCGCCCGCACAAGCUGGCACCCGCACAUCAAUGGCAGCACUGACGCGUCCCUGCCGAGCACACAACGACCGACUGUGCCCUGCUGUGAUGUCAUGGGCACAAGUGUCCUGCACAGCCCUGGGCUGCGCCUCUGGGGCUGCUGGAGUUCGGGGCAGAUGCUGUGUGCUGGAGCAGCAGGACGAGUGCCAGGGCCUGGGUUCUUCUCUCCAUGCUAUCCCAGGGGAGUGCAGCCAUCCUCAUUCUCUCCCUUUAAAUGCUCCCACUUCAGCCUCACAUCUACCCAGGGCAAAGCGUGGGGCUGCAGCAUCCGUGGCCCUAGUUGGGCUCUCCAACCAAAGCAGGCCAUGGAUAGGGAGAUCCCAAUGGAUGAAUGAGCACACGCCAGCACACUGAGGCUUGUCCUACUGCCCUGUUUGCAGAUCCCUUCCCACCACCCCAAACCUCCUAGUGGAAUCUCUGCUUCUGCACACAGCUCCAGGCUCUCCCCUUGCUUCAGCCCUGGGGUGAAGUGUGCACCAAUUAUGUGGAGUGAGUUAAGAGCCCUGGGAACUGUUGGGGCUUGGUAUCACAGUAAUUGCUACAGCAUCCAGAGAGGACAGAGCUGGAUCUUGAUCUUACGUGGUUUUAAUUAAGAGUAAUGAUCCCGGAGCAGACUUAAACUUGAGUUCAGAGCAACAAGAUUUUGGACUUCUCCAAUGGGUUUCCAAGCCUCCUGAAUGGGAAAAAUGCCACAAACCCUGACCCUGGGAUAAGACACAAGGAACAACACACAAGGCUGCAGUUGGUUCCGAGCAGGAAGGUUAGUUGGCUUUUGAAUAUUCUCCCAAAAGCAAAGGCAGCCUUGAGUCCACAGCAGAGCAGAACUUCUCAUCCCAAAUUACUUUCAAAAAACCCCUUCGAAAUCAUUAGGAAACUGCGUCAUGGAAAAGCUAGCUAUGGAAGCACACAGGAAGGAAGGAAAAGGAGAAGGCAGAGCCGCAGAUACUCUGUUAUUUAUUGUACAGUAUUUCAGUUGAAGUACAAAGGCAUCAUCAGUAUUCACCAGAAUUGCAUUGUGACAGUGUAACUGUGUGUUAAAAAUGUGCUAAGGAAUGGUGAACACAGAUUUAUGGGAUGAAAGCAAAUGUAAAUGUAAAAACACAUUUUUAGUAACUGAUCUGUACAAAGGAAAAAAAA
Molecule: messenger RNA, 7121 nt
Organism: Meleagris gallopavo (turkey)
Lineage: Eukaryota; Metazoa; Chordata; Aves; Galliformes; Phasianidae
Gene: SLC7A14
Product: solute carrier family 7 member 14
Biological process (GO): amino acid transport; transmembrane transport
Cellular component (GO): plasma membrane
Molecular function (GO): amino acid transmembrane transporter activity
Source: RefSeq, a predicted model, not a curated record